AUGCACAACCCUGGAAAAGAUCUACCAAGGUCAAUUGGUCUUGGUCUUUUCCUGGUUACUGUACUCUAUAUGCUCACUAAUGUUGCCUAUCUGGCAGUUCUCAGUCCUGACGAAAUGCUGGAGGUCGCA
Rodentolepis nana is the source of this 129-nucleotide messenger RNA. The record is from the annotation of a GenBank genome assembly. NCBI's taxonomy places the organism in Eukaryota, Metazoa, Platyhelminthes, Cestoda, Cyclophyllidea, Hymenolepididae.